This is a messenger RNA of Cucumis sativus (cucumber), 1316 nucleotides long. Its product is annotated as actin cytoskeleton-regulatory complex protein PAN1. NCBI's taxonomy places the organism in Eukaryota, Viridiplantae, Streptophyta, Magnoliopsida, Cucurbitales, Cucurbitaceae. The record is from RefSeq and is a predicted model, not a curated record. The transcript has 6 exons. The coding region runs from base 196 to 1008 and encodes 270 amino acids.
UUUAAUUAGUUUGAAAUAUGAUAGAAAAAGCUGUUGAAUUUUCUCCCAUUCCCAUCUUCUUUGAUACUUCCACCCAUAAACUUGUCUUUUACUAACACAACCAAUCGAAGCAGGGGUCAUCAAUAUCCACAACUGCAUUUACCCAGAAAUCCAAACUGCAAAUAUAUUUUAAGAGUUUGACAGAAGAAGAAGAUCAUGGCAUUCUGGGGAGGAUCCCAACGGCAAAUCAGACGGUUGCUUGAGGUCACAGUUGAUCGAUGCUACAACUUGGAGGACACAGAGCCAUUUGCAACUGAUUACUCAUGUGUCCUUGUAUAUGGCGGUUCCAUGAGGAGGACCCGACCAUGCUUUGGUACGUAUGUGGUUUUAAUUUUGGGAAUUCAAAUUCAAAUGAAAUCACUCUGUGAAUUGAAUGAUUCAUUAGGUAAAGGUAUACACCCAGUGUUCGAGGAGAAAUUCGUUUUUGAAUUCACUGAGAAAGAUGUAGAAUUGAACAUUUGGGUAUUGGCCAAUAAGCCCACAAGAAACGAGGAAGUUAUUGGUUCUCUAAGAGUUCAGCUCCAACAACUAAUUUUUGAUGGUCAUGUUGACUCUACCUGGACUCUUCAGAAAACAGAUGGCAGGCCUGCAGGUUACUUACGGCUCACAAUGCAAAUCCCCACUUCCAGUUGUAGAUUAGAGCGCCAAGACUCGUAUUACACAGCGCCAAGGUUGGAUUCUACAGCUCCUCCCGAAGCAGAUGGAACCCAACGCCCAAUUUUGUACAACCUCCUACCAUAUGGCGCCCGUCCCCCGCCGAGCCCAACGCAGCCAAAUGAGUCUGCCGCUGCUCUUUGGUCCCAAUUCCUGCCAUAUGGUUCUCCACCACCAACUACCUCUGCCUACAAUACAACCACUGCUCCCCCUGCAGGCUACCCAAUUCAUUCUCCCCCUGCAGGCUACCCAAUUCAUUCUCCCCCUCCACCAGGUUCAAGCUUCCCCGGCAUUUACCCACCUCCAUCGCGCUAACGACUCACCUCAGCAUGUUCUGUAGAUUAAACGUGAGAAAGCUUUCACUGUGCUAAUCGAUCACUAAAAAUUAUUCUUUGAUGUGAUUAUAUCUCCAUUUUUAAUUUGUGGUAAUAAAGGACGAUGGAGUGAUGAGUGUUGGGUGGUUUUUAUUGAUGUAUUUAUGAUCUAGGGAGGAAUGUCUUUGAGGACUGGCAUUAAUUAAUAAGUUUGAUUGUGUUGUUACCAAGUAAUUAAAGUGAUUCAUACCACGGAAGAUUAGUUGAAACUUUAAAGCAAAUUAAAAGCAAAGAAACAUUUCUGUCAUA